AGGGUCUAGGUGGCUAUCGAUGUUCGCUUGGUAUCAUCUGUGCCGGCGACUCUUAAACAUUUUAAUAUUUUUUAACUUUAAGUAGAGUUCGUUGAGAAGACCAAUAAUGGAUAGCAUAAUUGGACGCAGUCAAUUUGUCUCGGAGACAGCCAAUCUUUUCACAGACGAAAAAACGGCAAUCGCUCGGUCAAAGGUGGUAGAGUGGUGCAAUGAACUGGUAACUGCCGCGGCACCCAUAAAGUGCGAAUUGCUCGUCAAGAUCCAGGAGACUAUUCUUGGAUCAUGUGUAGAGUUAGCAGAUGAGUUUCUGGAACCGAUCCUGUCUCAGGCUCACGACCAGAAUAUGGAGGUCCGCAAGCAGGUAGUCGCGUUCGUGGAGCAAGUUUGCAAAGUUAAAGUGGAACUACUGCCACAUUUGAUCAACAUUGUGUCCAUGUUACUUCGGGACAAAUCAGCUCAGGUUAUUAAGCGUGUGAUUCAGGCCUGUGGCAGCAUCUACAAGAACGGAUUGCAGUACCUGUGCAACCUCCCUGAACCCGGCGACAGUGCCGAGCAGUCAUGGAACAUACUUAGCCUUAUUAAGGCCCAGAUUCUUGAUUUGAUCGAUAACGAGAACGACGGUAUACGCACUAACGCCAUUAAGUUCUUGGAGGGUGUCAUCAUCCUUCAGAGUUAUGCUGACGAGGAUAGCUUGAAAAGGGAUGGAGAUUUUUCGCUAGCCGAUGUUCCGGAACAUUGCCAACUCUUCCGCCGCCAAAAGCUGCAAGAGGAGGCUAACAAUAUAUUCGACAUUAUGUUGCAGUUUCACGGCACAACACAUAUUUCAUCUGUAAACUUGAUUGCCUGCACAAGUAGCUUGUGUACGGUGGCCAAGAUGCGACCAGUAUUCAUGGGAGCCGUAGUCGAAGCCUUCAAGCACCUUAAUGCCAACCUACCACCAACACUUACCGACUCCCAGGUAAGCUCAGUUCGCAAGAGCCUUAAAAUGCAGCUACAGACACUUCUGAAGAAUCGCGGAGCCUUCGAGUUCUCCGCCACCAUUCGUGGCAUGCUGCUGGAUCUCGGCUCAUCUUCAAGCGAGAUUCAAAAGCUCAUACCUAAAAUGGACAAGCAGGAGAUGGCAAGGAGGCAAAAGCGCAUUCUGGAAAACGCUGCUCAAAGCAUGGCGAAACGGGCCCGACUGGCGAACGAACAGCGCGAACGAGAGAUGUCUCGAGAGAUGGAGCUCGACACGGAAGAGCUAGAACGCCAGAAAUUGAAGUCCACGCGGGUUAAUGAAAAGUUCCUGGCGGAGCAUUUACGCGCCCCUGAAACCGUAGUUUCUCUGGUUGUGGAAUUCCUGCCGACUCUUCCGGCAGAGGUUCCACCGAAGUUUCUAGACGAAUACACUCCCAUUCGGCAGAUGUCCUUGCAACAGCAAGUGAGUAAUAUUUCACGCAUGUUCGGGGAGCAACUUACUGAGAAGCGUUUGGGACCCGGAGCUGCCACAUUCAGUCGGGAGCCGCCUAUGAAAGUGAAGCAAGUUCAGGUGCGCGAUAACGAAAGCAGUUCCAUGGAAGUGGAUGAAGAGUCAGCAAGGAAACUAAGCGAGGAGGAGCUUCAGCGCAAGGAGGAAGCUACUAAAAAGCUGCGUGAGACAAUGGAACGCGCCAAGGGUGAACAGACUGUGAUCGAACGGAUGAAGGAGCGCGCCAAGACUUUAAAGUUACAGGAGAUAACUAAACCAUUACCGCGCAACUUAAAGGAAAAGUUCCUUACAGAUGCAGUGCGUCGCAUUUUGAACUCGGAACGCCAGUGCAUCAAAGGUGGUGUGGCCUCCAGACGUCGAAAGCUGGUCACCGUGAUAGCCGCCACAUUUCCGGAUAACGUACGCUACGGCAUAAUGGAGUUUAUUCUUGAGGACGUUAAACAACGCAUUGACCUGGCCUUUUCGUGGCUAUUCGAAGAGUACUCUCUUCUGCAGGGAUUUACAAGACACACCUACGUAAAAACUGAGAAUCGUCCGGAUCACGCCUAUAACGAACUUCUUAAUCAGCUGAUCUUCGGAAUCGGGGGAAAAUGCGAACACAAGGAGAAGAUUAUACUUUUACGUCGAGUGUACCUAGAAGCACCCAUUCUGCCCGAAGAUGCCAUUGGGCACCUAGUGCAGCUAAGUCUUAUUGACGAGUUCAGCCAGUACGGCCUUGAGCUUAUAAAGGACUUGGCGGUACUGAGGCCUCCUCGCAAGAAUCGAUUUUUGCGGGUCUUGCUCAAUUUCUCUGUGCACGAACGAGCGGAUCUCCAGGAUCGCGCUUUGGCUCACCUGGUGACCCUUUACCAUAUCCACAAAAUUCUUCCCGCCCGCAUUGAUGAGUUCGCUUUGGAAUGGUUAAAGUAUGUGGAGCAAGAGACGCCGCCUGCAGCCAUAUUUUCGCCGGACUUUGGCCGUCCCACAGCAGAUGCAGCCUGGUGUGAGGAUACAGCAAAAGUAUGCCUGGGUUUGGCACUUACCCUGAUGCCCUAUAAGCCGGAAGUUUACGUUGAGAAGGUGUGCCAAGUGUUUGUGUCCACCUCUUCGGAGCUGAAACGCACAAUCCUACGAAGCCUCGACUUGCCUAUUAAAAAACUGGGCGUAGAGAGCCCCGUACUUCUUAAACUGAUAGAAGAUUGUCCGAAAGGCAUGGAGACCCUGGUGAUCCGCAUCAUUUACAUACUAACGGAACGUGUGCCAACCCCGCAUGCGGAUCUGGUGCGUAGGGUGCGUGAUCUCUACCAGAACAAGGUCAAGGAUGUGCGCGUCAUGAUACCCGUAUUGAGCGGCUUGUCUCGUACCGAGCUUAUUGCUGUUCUGCCAAAGCUUAUCAAAUUAAAUCCUGCUGUGGUCAAAGAAGUUUUUAACCGAUUGCUCGGAAUCGGGGCCGAGUUUGCUAAUCAGACAAUGGCCCUGUCACCGACAGAUAUAUUGGUGGCCCUUCACACUAUGGAUCCGAGUGUUUGUGACCUUAAAUCUAUUGUAAAAGCCACUUCGUUGUGUUUGGGCGAACGUGAACUGUACACGCAGGAGGUUCUAAUGGCGGUUCUUCAGCAACUACUGGAGGUUAACCCGCUGCCCACUCUAAUGAUGCGAACUACAAUCCAAAGUUUGACUCUAUACCCCCGACUAGCCAACUUUGUCAUAAAUCUGUUGCAACGGUUGAUCAUAAAGCAGGUCUGGCGACAGAAGGUUAUCUGGGAGGGUUUCCUCAAAACAAUACAGCGCCUGAAACCUCAGUCUCUGCCGGUUAUGCUUCACCUUCCACCCGCCCAGUUGGUUGACGCACUGCAACAGUGCCCUGACCUAAGACCGGCACUGUUGGAGUACGCGGAGAGCAUCCAGGACGAGCCGAUGAACGGCAGUGGCAUUACCCAGCAGGUGCUGGAUAUUAUUUCAGGAAAGUCAGUGGAUGUAUUUGUCACGGAUGAAAGUGGUGGUUAUAUCAGUGCCGAUCACAUUAAAAAGGAGGUGCUGGAUCCUUCGGAUAUUAGUGUCAUCUCAACCGUACCUGUACUAACUUCUUUAACGCCUCUGCCUGUACCCGCGCCAGCCUCCAGCGAUCUUAACCAGCCUUUACCACCAGGGGAAGAUUAGUAAAAGCAGAUUGAUUUUGUUGUUUAGCCAUAAAAUUUCUGCAACCUACCUAAUAAGACAAUGGUUAAAUUUACUAUUUCAA
This is a messenger RNA of Drosophila ananassae, 3689 nucleotides long. RefSeq names its product symplekin (gene Sym). NCBI's taxonomy places the organism in Eukaryota, Metazoa, Arthropoda, Insecta, Diptera, Drosophilidae. The transcript is spliced from 5 exons. Gene Ontology annotation, cellular component: mRNA cleavage and polyadenylation specificity factor complex. Bases 107 to 3607 code for a protein of 1166 amino acids. The record is from RefSeq and is a predicted model, not a curated record.